This is a messenger RNA of Capsicum annuum, 363 nucleotides long. RefSeq lists its product as uncharacterized. The record is from RefSeq and is a predicted model, not a curated record. Bases 1 to 363 code for a protein of 120 amino acids. The transcript has a single exon. NCBI's taxonomy places the organism in Eukaryota, Viridiplantae, Streptophyta, Magnoliopsida, Solanales, Solanaceae.
AUGGUGGUAGAUGAUGAUGUCCAUAACUAUGACACCCUCUUUGGCUUGAUGGCUAAGUCACACGAUGCGGAAGACGACAAGGUAACUCUCUUGGAUAUCAAAAAUAACCUCAAAAAUUAUUCUCUUGCUACUAUGCUUGUAGAUACUGUUAAUGAACUCACUAAAGAUAACGAGUGUCUAAACAAAAAUAUUGACAAAUGUGAAGAAGAAGUGGUUGAAUUAACUGUGCAAGUGACUGAACUUCAACAAACUGGGAAGUUACUCUCCCUUGAAAAUGAUCUUUUAAAUGAAAAAGCAAAAAGACAUGUUCCCCCCCUAAAGUUGUCACCAAAACCCACUUUAGCCAUUAAACUUAAUCUGUAA